Molecule: messenger RNA, 623 nt
Organism: Lingula anatina
Lineage: Eukaryota; Metazoa; Brachiopoda; Lingulata; Lingulida; Lingulidae
Product: metallo-beta-lactamase domain-containing protein 1-like
Source: RefSeq, a predicted model, not a curated record
AUGAAUUAUCAGUCAACAAGCCUAUACAAGGCAGAUUGUUCCAUCACUCUAGUAAAAGGUCCACAUAAUGUGAUAGUAGACCCUGGUAAUGCCUGGGACAAGGAAUUCGUACUGAAUGCCUUACAGCAACAUUGUUUGACCCCCUCAGACAUAGACUACCUUGUUGCAACCCAUGGACAUGGUGACCACGUCGGCAACCUGAAUCUGUUCACUAAAGCCACUCAUAUUAUAGGAACUGAGAUCAACAAAGAAGAUGCUUACACAUUUCAUCACUUUAAGAGGGGAAUUCCAUAUGAAAUAGAUGACAAUCAUCUGGAAGUUAUUUCUACACCAGGCCAUACUGGUAUAGAUGUCAGCGUGGUGGUCAGAGGAACUGACCAGGGGACGGUGGUCAUUGCAGGUGAUCUGUUUGAGAGGGCAGAAGAUUUAGACAAUCCCGUUUUAUGGCAGGAAGGCAGUGAAAACCCCAGGCUUCAGGAGCAGAGUCGCAUCGACGUGUUAGAAAUAGCUGACUACAUUGUCCCGGGUCAUGGACCCAUGUUCAAAGUGCCAGAAGAUUAUAAACAUGGUAUCCAGGUUGUCAUGAAUCCUCAGUCAGAUGAUGAUGCAGCAUAAAUAUGUAC